UUAAAACUUAUUAGGACUUCUAUCUCUGCUACUGUUGUUCAAAAAUAUAUUUUAUGUAUAUAGUAUAUAAUACUAUUGAUAACAUAGUAUAUCUUCAUAGCAUAUAAAUAUCUAUAAUGUAACAUGUAUUAUUUCUACAGCUGUGUGUUAAUACAGAUACAUAACUAAUUUUACUUACAGUGUUUCCUCAUUUCUAACAAAAUUCACGAAGCUGAAGUAUCUGACGUUUUCCCUGCUCUAUCAUUUGACUGGGACAUAGCUGUGAUGUAACCAGCUCCUAAUUGCUUUUCUGUUAAUGUGGGGUGCACAUCUCAAAAUGUUUGAUAUUUUCUGUGGUUGUUUCAAAAAUAAGAAAAAAAGUGUUAAAAACAAACAUGCUAUUUCUUUACAUGUAUGUAAAUGCAUUUUAUUAGGGGUUAUUUUCCGAUACAGAUUAAGUAUGGUUUUAAAUGAAAAUCUGAAGGGCAAGGGGGCAAGGUGAGAUGAUCAGGAGAUGUCUGUCCAGUUCUCUGGCGGUGUUCAGUGGAAGUGUGCCGUCUGCUCAGUCGCUCUCUGCUGAAGCUGGUGGAAACUGGGCAGCCAGCAGCCAGGACAUGUGCUGCUACCUGACAGGAAGCAUCCUGCCGAGAGGUGGGAAGGAGCGGUAGAGACAGCAGUCGUGGUUGGAAGAGGGUGGGAGAAAGCAAGAAAGGCUCAAGUGCUGAACGGCUUUGGACUUUUAGAACCCACCUGUCCUGCUUAGGCCUAUACUCAUUUCUAUUCAAGGAGCUGUUGUUACAGUGGAUGCUUCUUCUAGAAGGAGAUCUCAUCCAAACCCUGCAGAAUGUUUAUAUGAGCAGAUUACUCUCUCUCUGCAAAACUAAGACAGAGUUCAUAGAGCUUUGUAAGGGCAAACCUAUACACAGAGCCAUACGAUUUCAUGUCUGACUUGUAGCAAAGCGUUCUCUGUUGAUGGAUUUCCAGCUUUGAAGUUUGCAGUUUGACCUGCACUGAUCUGACCCAGUGUAAGCUUCCUGAUGGAGAAAACAAUCAGCGCCAGUUGUUCUGGACAUUACAGUACUUAAAAUGCAUGCAGGAAUAUUUUAAUCGUUGGGUGACUGACAUGCAUUCUCAGCCAAGAAAGAUAACCACAUUUUACCAAAACUAAAGGGUAUUUGAAAUGUCUAGGCAAAAAUUAGUGUGAACUGGUGGUGUGCCUGGGAAUCAGGAAAGUCUCCGCUAGGUGAGAAUGCUUCUUUCUCAAAGAUGGUCUCUGUUCUUGAAACCUUUUCCAGCUGCAGGUUGUUCCUGGUAGGCGUUCCGUGGAGUUAGUUACCGGCUGGUGCUUAAUGCAAUGAGCAGGGAAUAUCAGUCGCAGCAAAAUACUUUAUUCUCCUUAGUUUAUGCAUAUGCAAUUACAUAAAUGUAUCUGAGAGAAUUCUUUUUUCACGUGAAAACAUAAAAAUAGAGGGGAAUAUAUAAUAAUAAUUGCUGUAAUUUCGUUGCAGCAAUGAUAGCAAGAAUAUAAGAAGGACAGGUCUGUAAGAAGCCAUGAUGUAUUAUCUUUCUUAAACUAAGAUGUAAGAGCUCUUAGCCAGGCCCUGGUUCAGCUCCUACAUGGAGCCAGCAAGUUAAGUACCGUGGUGGAAUCACUGCCAUGAGUUUGGCUUGAUGAAGCCAAGCCUCAGUCGUGUGUUACUCUGUGCAGCAAUCUUUUACAGAAUCUGGGGUGAGCAAACCUGUAGAAGUGUGUGAGUUUUAAAUGUCGUGAAGGAGAAAGAACUGGAGCAGCUGCAGACAGCGGGAGCCUUCCUGCACAGCCACUGCACGCUGCCCAGCUCCAUAUCUGACUUUGUAUCUGCAAGUUGCUUUGCCACUAAUGGCUUAUGGUAACUGAAGGCUGCUGCAUCUCGAACUAUCACAAUGAUAACGUUAUUUUGUCUCUGAGUUACACGUUUGUUCCUCUGUCUAGGAAAUGAUGAUAAAGAUUAAAGCAUACUUUAGUCUCUUACUGUUUUGUUCUGAUAGUUAACCAAAUGUUGCUGAUGAGUCUCAAGGAAGAAGCGCGUUCAAAUACUCGUGGAUUUCCCAUUAGGACGUACAGCCGCGUUAGCUUGGCGGUAGUUUCUGCAGCUCCCGACUGGGAGAAAUGGCAGGUGGCCGCUGGGCAGGCAGCCGGGCCGCUCCUGCUGCCCUGCAAGCUUUGCCGGUAGCAGUCAGCCCGCAGUCCGGCGCGGAAAGCUCAGAGUUACAGGUGAGGAGAGUUUUGGCGUUUGUUGCUUGCUGCUGAGCGAUGCUCGGUGUUGCGCAGGACGUGCCGCGGUCCCCCCGCUGCCGGCUGGUUACUCGGUGAUGCCCUGCUCCCUAGCGCUCGCGGCGGGCCGCAGCCUGAGGCCGGUUCUCCGGUGCCGCUCACCCCCGGCGGUGGUUCGUCCUCUCGGCGCCGCUCGCCCCUUCCCGUCCCCUCCGGCGCCCGCGUGGUCUCUCCCGGCGGAGGCGGUGCGCGGCGUCACGUGGCUCCCGGCGGCGGGGCCGGGCCGGGCCGAGGCAGCUGCCGUGCCGCGGGGCGGGGGCAGCGCCAUGGCGCUGCGGGAGCGGGGCGCGGGAGGCGCCGCGGAGGCCGGGGAGGAUGCGUUGGAAGGGCCGGAGCGGGGCCCGCCGCUGCUGCCCUGGGACCGCUUCUCGGCCUGGCUGCACUGCGUGUGCGUGGUGGGCUUCGACCUGGAGCUGGGCCAGGCCGUGGAGGUUAUAUAUCCUCCACAUUCAAAACUCACAGAUAAAGAGAAAACCAAUAUUUGCUACUUGUCUUUUCCAGAUUCCAACUCAGGUUGUCUUGGCGACACGCAGUUUUGUUUUAGAUUUCGACGGUCUUCUGGAAGGAAAGCUUCUCUGUGCUGUUUUCUGGACCACUUGGAUAGAGAUCUACCAGUUUACUUAAAGAAAGAUCCAGCGUAUUACUAUGGCUACGUGUAUUUCAGACAAGUUCGAGAUAAAUCAUUAAAAAGGGGCUAUUUCCAGAAGUCACUGGUCCUCAUCAGCAAGCUGCCAUAUGUCCAUCUCUUUCGCACUGUGCUUAAGCAAAUAGCACCAGAAUAUUUUGAAAAGAGCGAAGCUUUCCUGGAAGCAGUUUGUAGUGAUGUUGAUCGUUGGCCGCCACCAAUUCCAGGGGAAAUACUACAUUUGCCUAUAAUGGGUGUCAUAAUGAAGCUGCGGAUUCCAACAUAUCGUGACAAGCCUGGAACGACCCCAGUAAUACAGAAUAUGCACCAGGCAGAUGCUCAGAUCUCUAUGACCUUACCAACUGUUCAUGAAGUAGAUCUUUUCAGGUGUUUCUGUCCAGUGUUCUUUCACAUUCAGAUGCUUUGGGAACUAGUACUGCUAGGAGAACCACUUGUUGUCAUGGCACCGUCACCAUCAGAAUCUUCAGAAACCGUGCUGGCACUUGUUAGUUGUAUUUCACCCUUAAAGUACUGCAGUGAUUUCAGGCCAUACUUUACCAUACAUGACAGUGAAUUCAAAGAAUAUACAACCCGCACACAAGCUCCACCAUCUGUCAUUCUAGGGGUGACAAAUCCUUUUUUUGCAAAAACUCUCCAGCACUGGCCCCACAUUAUCAGGAUUGGAGAUAUUAAACUUCCAGGUGAUGUUCCAAAGCAGGUGAAAGUGAAAAAACUGAAGAACCUAAAAACUUUGGACUCCAAACCUGGUGUUUAUACCUCUUAUAAGCCAUACUUGAACAAAGACGAAGAAAUUGUUAAACAGUUACAAAAGGGUGUACAACAGAAACGUCCCACGGAAGCACAGAGUGUGAUUCUUCGGCGGUAUUUUUUGGAAUUGACAGAAAGUUUCAUUAUUCCUUUAGAACGUUACGUGGCAAGCCUAAUGCCUUUGCAAAAAUGUAUAUCACCAUGGAAGAGUCCACCACAGCUGAGGCAUUUUAGCCAAGAUGAUUUCAUGAAGACACUGGAAAAAGCGGGACCACAGCUCACCUCUGGUUUAAAAGGAGACUGGAUAGGACUUUACAGGCAUUUUUUGAAAUCACCAAACUUUGAUGGCUGGUUUAGAAGCCGGCAAAAAGAAAUGACGCAGAAGCUGGAGGCACUUCAUUUAGAAGCACUCUGUAAUGAGAACCUGGUUUUCUGGAGUCAGAAGCACACUGAAGUAGAAACAGUGGAUCUUGUCUUGAAGUUGAAGAAUAAACUGUUGCAGGCUGACAGAGAACACCUUCCUGUGAAAACUGAUACACUGAAAAAGCUGCAGGCGCACAUCCAUGACAUUAUACUCGCACUUCCAGAUGACUUGCAGGACAUCUUGCUCAAAACUGGCACAGCGUGAUUCCUGCUGGGGUGUGCGCGUGUGUGCAGGGAGCGGGUGAAUGAAGACAGUGGCUUACGAAGUUCAGGACAAAGACCUAAACAGUGCAGUUACACUACAAAUGGACUUUACUACCAGUAUUGUCCACUGUAAAAUUUUCACUGUUUUUCCCGCUUAAGUACCAGUGCAACUAAAGGAAUUCCUGUGUCUAAUAAUGUUUGAAAUAAGUGCUCUUAAAGAAAAAUCUGUGGGCAUCUGAAACUCUUCCACAGUGUCGGACCACAGCGCAGUGCUGGCAUUGCAGAAUGUUUUCUAAUUGGUGCUGCUAUACCCAAUGCUGUUAACUCAGGGGUAAGCAAUAUUGAUCCUGUACUGUCCUGUUGAUGUAGUAUCUGAUUGCUUUCUUAAAAAGAAAAAAAAAAACAAAAAAAAAAACAACCUGGGAUAAUGUGCGACUUGGUCAGUACACAUAAUAGUGAGGUAUUUUACUGGUAAACCAUCAACAGCUUACAAAACUGUUUCAGGGACAGGUGAAAUAAUCACAAUGGUUCUUAACUAUAUCUUCCUUUCACCUUUGUAUCCUCUUUCCAAAGACCAUAUUAAUUUAGCAUCUUUAAAGAAGAGAAGGCAGCUGACAAACAUUUCCUGAGGAGCAAUUUCUUCCAUUUGAUGUUGGUUAAUUAGGGUGCUUUUAUUCACAUGCCUUAAAUGAAUAUCAAGUAACUGUAUACCAAUUUGUGGUUUUAAACUGCUGACGUUCAGGAUUUAAAGUGGAUCACUUGUGUAAAUGUGUUCAUCACAGUAACACAGCAUUCAUCCCAGUAAAUAGACUGAUAUUCUAAUGCAGAAUUUAACAUCAAUGAUUUCAGUAGUUAGCCGAUACAUAAUCUGUUUCAGCUGGAGAUCAUAGCUUCUGUUAGAAAUUUUUAUAAAUAUGUAUUUUUUAUUUUUUAGGUUUUAAUUUUUACUUACAGCAAUAGGGUCAGUAAGGACCUGGAGGGAUGGGGAAAAGAGGAUGCUGACUUCAGCUGACAAAAGCCUAUGGAGAGAUCAAACUGUGGCAAGGGAAGAUUGUGGAGGGAUGUUAUUUUUGGUAUAUGCAUAUAGCAGACGUGCAAAGAAACUAAUUUUCUCAUCUGUACUAAGCAACAAUUGUGAUGUUUAUCUUCUUGAGCAAGAUUCAGUGGUAUGUUAGGACUCAGCUGCUCUACAUGCAGUGUUACACUUUGACCAAUUUCAAGUAGAAUAAACUUAAUGCUAUAGUGUACGCGCAGCAUACACUUUUAUAUGACAAGUGGAUCACAGUUAUAAAAAAUCCUACUUUUAAGUGCUUGGAUGGAAUUUUUAAAAACACAUGAAAUUGUAAUCCUAUAAGAAAAUGCUUUUGUAUAAUAAAUAUUUCAUACCAUCUUUCUAAAAUGUCUUAUUUAGGUACAAAGUGUUGUGACUAUUUUUAUGAAAAUAUGUAUUUUAAUACUGUUAUGGUUUGUAUACAGUUAUUCUGACAAAAGGUUUAAUGCAUGUAUUAUGUUACUUAAACUACACCACUUCAGCAUUAACUUCUAACUUGGAAUUUUGUUUGCACAUCCUGAUGAAUAUAAUUUCUAAUUCAGAAAUUAUUAAGUGGCCAUUCUUAUACUAAAGCUAACCUGGAACACUGUGUAGUUCCUUGGAACUAUGUAAACUGGUAACAACUAUGAUAAAUAUUAUCACAUGACUGCAAUACUUAUUUUUGUAAAAGAAAAUAAAGAGUUUCAGUUUUUGGAAGUUACGUGA
Messenger RNA from Numida meleagris (helmeted guineafowl), 6069 nucleotides. It is a transcript of the gene DENND6A, whose product is annotated as DENN domain containing 6A. Gene Ontology annotation, molecular function: guanyl-nucleotide exchange factor activity. NCBI's taxonomy places the organism in Eukaryota, Metazoa, Chordata, Aves, Galliformes, Numididae. The transcript is spliced from 20 exons. Bases 2332 to 4314 code for a protein of 660 amino acids. Gene Ontology annotation, cellular component: recycling endosome. The record is from RefSeq and is a predicted model, not a curated record.